CUGCCCCUCACUUUCCCGAGCCCCUGGGGGAUGUGGCAGUGGAGGUCGGGGACAGCGUGACCCUGCUGUGCCGCGUCGAGGGCUCUCCCCCGCCAGAGGUCACCUGGUCCCGGCAGGACGGGAAGCCUGUGCCACGCUGGCAUGUGCCACGGGGUGUUCCCAGCCAGCCAGAGGCUGCCGAGCUCCUCAUCGACAGUAAGAGCCGAGGGAGUGCUGGCGCCUCUCUGGACGACCAAGCUGUCUACAUCUGCGAAGCCCAGAACGAGUUUGGGAGAAUCCAGGCAGAGGUCAAGCUCACGGUCACCGGACACGCAGCCCCAGAACUAGCUCUGGCAUCCCCUGUGGUGCGUGUGCUCCCUGGCCAGCCCGUGUCACUGCCCUGCGUGGUCCUGGCCGGGCGGCCGUUCCCAGCCCGCCGCUGGCUGAAGGAUGGGCAGCUGGUAGCCCCGGGCAGCCGCUACUCCAUCCGUGCUGACGGGAGCCUGCACGUGGAGCAGGCCCUGCAGGAGGACGUGGGCAGGUACACCUGCGAGGUGACCAACGCCCUCGGCUCACACCAGCAGGAUGUGUCCCUGCUCAUCCAUGUUCCUCCUAGCAUUGAGCCUGGCCCUGUCCUCAUUACUGCCACUGAGGGAUUGGCUGUUGCCCUGCAGUGCAAUGCCACCGGUGUGCCCCUGCCCACCAUCACCUGGGCAAAGGGCACGGAGCCCAUUUUGCCAAGCCCACACUACCACCUAGACCCCGAUGGGACCCUCCUGAUCCCGUCGCCCUCUCCUGAGGAUGCUGGGACCUACUUCUGCACGGCUACCAACACAGCAGGCUUCUCCAGCCAGGAGAUGCAGCUCUCUGUCAGCACAAAGCCCAGGAUCAGCGUGAACGGGUCACGGGCAUCGGAGCCCAUCAGCAUCCUGGCCCUGCCUGGGCAGGAGACCACCCUGCCCUGUGAGGUUCAAGGCCAUCCCCCUCCCUUGGUGGUGUGGACCCAGGAGUCCCAGCCUCUGCUGCUCACCACUGACCGCUACAGCAUCCUCCCUUCGGGGUCCCUCCGGCUGACUGACCCCCAGGUGACUGACACCGGCCGCUACACCUGCACGGCCACGAACGCCGUGGGGAACACCUCGCUCAGCUACAACCUGCACGUCCAAGCUCCCCCCCAGCUGCUGAUCGGUGAUGGAGAAAGCCACCUGACGGCUGUGGCCAACGACUCCCUGAGGAUUCAGUGCCAUGCCACGGGCACCCCCACACCCCAGAUCCAGUGGCUGAAGGACGGGCGUCCCCUGGGCGAGCAGGACGGGGCUGUGGUGUCCGAGGGCGGUGGGACUCUGCUGAUUGCCCGCGUGGGGCUCGCUCACGAGGGGCUCUACACCUGCCAGGACAGCAACUGGGCUGGCGUGGCCCAGGCAGAGGUGCAGGUUUCGGUGCAAGUGCCCCCGAACAUCGAGCCCAGCGCCGUGGAGCUGGCUGUGCUGGAGAAUGGCACCGUGUCCCUGGAGUGCCUGGCCUCGGGGCUGCCAGCUCCCGACAUCGUCUGGUACAAGGGGCACGAGCAGCUGGUGGCUGGACCUGGCCAAGCCCUGUCCCAGGAUGGGAAGCUGCUGGAGAUCCAGCAUGCCCAGCUCUCCCACGCUGGCACCUAUCGCUGCGUGGCCUCCAACGUGGCUGGUGUCACAGAGCUCUGGUACAGUCUGCAGGUGACUGUGCCCCCACGAAUCACAGCUGGCCCCAGCCCCCUCACCGUGGUGGUGAAUGAGCGGGUGACACUGGAGUGUGAUGCCACAGGGACCCCAGCCCCGGUGCUGCUGUGGCUGAAGGAUGGCAAUCCAGUGUCCAGCAUGGUGGCGAGUGGCCUGCAGAUCCUCUCCGGGGGGCACGUGCUGUCCCUGCCCACCGCUCGCCUCCGUGACUCGGGGACGUACACCUGUGUGGCCAGCAGUGCUGUGGGGGAGGACAGACGUGAGGCCACCCUCCAGGUGCGCUUGUCCUCCACUGCCCUGGGUGAAGAAGAGAACAUCUCUGUCAUCGUCAACCAGUCGGUGACCCUGGAGUGCCUGACUCCCGGGGUCCCCCCUCAGGAGUCCCACUGGCUGAAGGAUGGGAACUUGCUCACACCAAGGCCAGAUGUGCAGCUGUCUGUGGAGGGGACCGUGCUCCAGAUCGGGCGAGCCGCCGUGCAGGACGCGGGCAGGUACACGUGCCAGGCACCCGGCCACCAGAGACACUACAACCUCGACGUGUGGGUGCCCCCGUCCUUCUCCUCGGCAGAGCCCACCACUGUGUCCGUGCUGGAGGGACAACCUGUCAGGCUGACCUGCGAGUGCCAUGGGAUCCCCCUGCCCACCCUGAGCUGGUGGAAGGAUGGUGAGCCCCUCUCCACCCAGCCCGGGAGCCUGAAGCAGGUGUCCACGGGAGGAGGCGUGCUGUACAUCGAGAAGGUACGGCUGGUGGACGAGGGGAUGUACACCUGUGAGUGCAGGAAUUCCAUUGGCAGCAGCAGCAAGGAGCAGCGCCUGGAGGUGCACGGUGAGCUGGGGUCCAGCGACACGGGGCAGCUGUACGGGUGGCUGAAGGUGCUGUCAUCUCUCUCAACACAAGGUCCAGCUGGACCCAAGAGCUGGCAGCCGUUGCCUGCUGCCUUGGGUGUGUUGGGAAGGAUGCUGCUAGCUGGGGACUCACCCUUGCUUCACCCUCCUGCUGCCACCAUCCAGACCGAGUGUUUGGGCACCCACUCGAUCGUGGGUGAGGGGGUGGCUGCAGCACCUCCUCCAGCCUGUGCCCCUCUGCCCGCAGCGCUGCCGAGGACCCGGGGCAGCAGCCACGUCCCGAGGAAGGUCUCUGUCAUCAGGGCUGGCGAGACGGUUUUGGAGUGCGAGGCCACAGGUUCCCCCCCUCCCAGGGUGACGUGGGUGAAGGACGGGCAGCCCGUGGCUGCUGGGGACGGGCUCCUGCUGAGGGAGCGAGGGCGGCGGCUGCACAUCCCCAGGGCAGAGGUGACCCACACGGGACGCUACACUUGCCUGGUGGAAAACGUGGUGGGGCAGGAGCAGAAGGACUUUGAUGUCGUGGUGCACGUUCCUCCUGAGUUCGUUCAAGGAUCAGGAUCAACAACCAACGUCAGCGUCUCUCUGCAAGGAUCCAUGACACUGACCUGUGAGGCCACUGGCAUUCCCCUGCCCACAGUCACCUGGUCCUGGGAUGGCUCUCCUGUCACCCCCAGCGAGCACAUCCAAGUGCUUUCAGGGGGCUGGAUGUUGAGGCUUACCCGUGCACAAGCCCAGGAUGGUGGCCACUAUUCCUGCCUGGCCAGUAACGUAGCUGGGGAGGCCAGGAGGCAUUUCUACGUGGAGGUCCUAGUUCCUCCCUACAUCGAGAACGUGGAUGAAGAAGAGACCAUCAAGGUGCCUGAGGGUCACCCUGUCACCUGGUCCUGCCUGGCUGCAGGCAACCCCCACCCUAAGGUCACCUGGAUGAAAGACGGCCACCCGCUGCCCACUGGAGACACCUCCUCCAUCUCCCCUGAUGGCUCUGUGCUGCACAUCCCCCAGGCCUCCCUCUCUGAUGCUGGAAGCUACUCCUGCAUGGCCUCCAACUCCGUGGGAAAUCAAACCAAGUACUACCUGCUAGAUGUCUUGGCCCAUCCUACCUUUGCUGGAGAUGCCCACGAUGGUGCUGCAGAAGAAGUCACGGUGAUCAUCAACAACCCCAUCUCCCUGGUCUGCGAGGCUCUGGCCUACCCCUCUCCCAACAUCACCUGGCUCAAGGAUGAGGUUCCCCUCAAAGCCUCUGGAAAUAUCCUCCUGCUCCCUGGUGGCCACGGGCUGCAGAUCCUGAAUGCCCAGGAAGAUGACGCAGGCAUGUACAGCUGCAUUGUGGCCAGUGAAGCUGGAGAAGUUGUGAAGAACUACGCUGUGAAGGUCCUGGUUCCUCCUUGGAUUGCCAGAGAUGACCCUUUGGGGGAAUUUGCUGUGAAAGAGGUGAAAACCAGGGUCAACAGCACAGUGACUCUGGAGUGUGAGACCUGGGCUGUGCCCGAGCCAACCAUCCAGUGGUACAAGGACAAGAAGCUCCUGGAAAGCUCCAGCCACCUCCAGAUCCUUAGUGAGGGACAGGUUCUUCAAAUCCAACCAGCCCGUGUCUCUGAUUCGGGGCACUACACCUGCGUGGCCACCAACACCGUGGGUGAAGAUGACAGGGACUUCAUUGUGCAUGUCCAAGUGCCACCCCUCUUCCAGCAGCAGAUGAGCUCUAAUGAAGCCCUCGAGAUGUUCUACCGGGAGGAAGACCAGGAUGGGGAGGUGACAGAGCACCGGCAAGCUGUCCUCAACCAGCCCACUGCGCUCUACUGCGACACCAACUCCAUCCCACCCCCGCAGAUCUCUUGGUACAAGGAUGGGGAGCCCCUCUCCCCUGGACCAGGGGUGCUGAUGCUGCUAGGGGGCCGGGUGCUGCAGCUGCCCGUGGUGCGGGAGGAGGAUGCGGGCAGGUACACCUGCGAGACACCCGGCGCCGAGGGGCAGGAGCGGCUGCACUACGAGCUGGAGAACCUGGCUGAGGAGGGGACGGCCACCGUCAAUGGCACCAUCUGCUUCAAGUGUGAAGCUGCUGGGCACCCCGUGCCCACAGUGUCGUGGCUCUGGAAUGACAUCCCUAUUGUGGCCGGCCCACGGCACCACCUCCUGGAGGGUGGCAUGGUCCUGCAGGUGACCACAGUGGAGACGGGUGACACUGGCAGCUACACGUGUGUGGCAGAGAACCCAGCCGGGUCAGCAGAGAGGCACUUUGCUCUCACCGUGCAGGAAUCUUCCUGGACUGUGGGCCCAAACCCCAAAAAUGUGGAUGGUAUCAACAGCAGUAUCUCCCUGGUGUGUGACAUCCAGUCCCACCCCACGGUGGAGCCCAGCUGGUACAAGGAUGGCCACGUCCUGCAGCUCAGUGAGGAGGUGACCAGAACCCCAGUGCCCCCGGUCCUGAACAGCCCAGAGACCAGGGAGGAGCAGAUGGUGGCCGUGGGCUCUGAUGUCACCUUUACCUGUGAAGCCACUGGGUCCCCAGCCCCCACGGUGACCUGGCUGAAGGAUGGCAAGCCCCUGGCACGCCAGGGCAGCUGGGUGCCCAGUGGUCCACAGCUGAGCCUGGUGGCCGUGGGGCCAGCUGACACGGGGCUGUACUCCUGCCUGGUGGCCAAUGAGGUGGCAGAGGCCAGCAAAGCCUUCCACCUCCUGGUGACAGAGCCGCCCCGCGUCGAGGCUGCGUCCUACCCCACUGAGAUGUCCAUCACCGUGGGCACCUCCCUAGAGCUGACAUGUGUGGUGACAGGUGUCCCCACACCCACUGUCACCUGGGAGAAGGACGGGCAGCUGCUGGCAGGGCCCUGGCUCACGUCAGGGAAUGAGAGCACCCUCCGCAUCGAGACCACUGAGGUGGCUGAUGCUGGCUUGUACACCUGCCUGGCCACUAGCCCUGCCGGGGAGGACAGCAGGAGCUUCCACAUCAGCAUCCAAGCACCUCUCAGCAUCACGAGUGUUGGAGAGACCCCCAGCAUCACCACUGUGGCAGGGGGGCAGCUCAUCCUGGAGUGCCCUGGGGAUGCCACGCUACCCCCCCGCAUAGAGUGGCACUGGGAGGGGUCCCCGCUGCGGGCGCAGAUCGAGGCCGGGGAGGCGCCCGACGGCGGGCACUACAGCUGCAGGGGCACCAGUGCCCGGGGGGGCACCAGCCUGCGUGCCCAGGUGGAGGUUCACGUGGCCCCGGAGAUCCAGGCGGGCCCCGAGGAGGCGAGGGCACUGCUGAACAGCUCCGUGGUGCUGCCGUGCCAGGCACGGGGCUGGCCCGUGCCCCAGGUGACGUGGUGGAAGGACGGACAGCUCCUGCCCCUUCGUGGGACCAAGAGGCUGCAGCUCCUGCCGGGCGGCUCCCUGCAGAUCAGCUCUGUUCAGCUCCAGGACUCAGGCUAUUACCUCUGCACGGCAUCCAGCCCUGCUGGUUCCGACCGGCGAGGCCUGGACCUUCAUGUCCUGGCAUCUCCCACCAUUGCCCCCGGGCCCUCCAACCUCACCCUGCUGGCUCAGCAGCCAGCCACACUGGGCUGUGACACCUGGGGAUCCCCUGAGCCCCAUGUCAGGUGGGAGAAGGAUGGUCACCCCCUCAACACCCACGUCCCACUUGGCGCCUACAGCUUGCAGCCCUCGGGGUCCCUGCUCAUCACCAGCCCCGGUCCCUGGGACGAGGGGCAGUUCGAGUGCAUCGCCAGCAACGCUGCCGGGGAGGCACGCAAGGUCUUCCUCGUGUCCGUCCACGUGCCUCCCACCAUU
Messenger RNA from Merops nubicus (carmine bee-eater), 6308 nucleotides. RefSeq names its product hemicentin-2-like. NCBI's taxonomy places the organism in Eukaryota, Metazoa, Chordata, Aves, Coraciiformes, Meropidae. The record is from RefSeq and is a predicted model, not a curated record. Gene Ontology annotation, molecular function: cell adhesion molecule binding. The transcript is spliced from 41 exons. Gene Ontology annotation, biological process: cell-cell adhesion. Gene Ontology annotation, cellular component: cell-cell junction. The annotation marks the transcript as partial.